GACGUCACCGGCGCUUGUACUGUGCGCUGGUGCGUGGGGGCGGGAGGGGCUUCCAUCAUGGCGUCGAUGCAGAAAAGGCUUCAAAAGGAAUUAUUAGCCCUGCAAAAUGAUCCACCCCCAGGAAUGACCCUUAAUGAGAAAAGUGUACAGAACACCAUAACGCAGUGGAUUGUAGACAUGGAGGGAGCCCCCGGGACACUGUACGAAGGAGAAAGAUUUCAGCUGCUCUUCAAAUUUAGUAGUCGAUACCCUUUUGAUUCACCUCAGGUAAUGUUCACGGGGGAGAAUAUACCUGUCCACCCUCACGUGUAUAGCAACGGUCACAUCUGUCUGUCCAUCCUGACGGAAGACUGGUCACCAGCCCUCUCAGUGCAAUCUGUUUGUCUUAGCAUUAUUAGCAUGUUGUCCAGCUGCAAAGAAAAGAGACGACCACCCGACAACUCCUUUUAUGUAAGAACGUGUAACAAAAAUCCAAAGAAGACAAAAUGGUGGUAUCACGAUGACACUUGCUAAUGUACCAAGUUUCUAACGAGUCCCAGAAGAAAGAAGUCCUACUGACCUAUGUGAAGCACUUUUUAAUCAUUCAGUCUCUGAACUCUGACCUUUGACUGGAACAAUGGACACCACGCGCCGGAGCCCCCCGCCCCCCCUUCCCCUUGCCGGGCAGUUUGAUGCAUGUUUUAGUUGGAAGAGCGGAAACACACAAGCGGAAGGUUUAGAUGCACCCAAGAUGGAUCCUUUUUUGGUGGAUAGCAAUGCAGUACAUACCGAGGACUUUUAGUGUAUUUCCUAUUUUUAUUGUGUUUUUUUUUUGUGUGCGCGCGUGUGGAUGCAGUCAAAGGUCCUUGUGUUGUGCAAUAAUAACCAACCGACGGCCGCAUGCUUGGGACUACAAAGGAAUUCUUCAAACCUAACGGAUUUCUGGAAAGGACCUGACCAUCAUGAAUUGCUUCUUUUUUUAAUUAUUAUUAUUAUUAUUAUAUGCACUGUGAGAGUAUGUAGAGGCACUGUCAUGACAUCAUUCCCAACACUGUAAGCAGACCCCCCACUCAUUGGUUCUAGUUUGCAACACCGCCCGUGUUUAGCUCUACUGGCGUAGUUUCCACAUGUCCAGCCUUCGACAUAAAAGCAAGGGCCUCGCUUCCAUUUAAAGAAUGUUGCUUUUUUUUUCUUUUAAGUAUGAUGCUUUUGUACUGUUUGUGGGAGUGGGGCCCAUUUUGAUGACUCGCUAUCUUUUUUGGGGGGGGGGAUAUAAUAUAUUAUUUUUGUGUGUUGUAUUUAAAUCUUUUGGCAAAGGUGGAGAGCGACAGAAAAUGAGUCUUUAUGUAUAGGAGAAAGACAGCAAGGCUUUGUGAUUCUGCCUGGUCAGAGUUAUGGCUCAGGUACUUUUUUCAAUAAAGAGAAUGCCUCUAAAAAAAAUAUUAAAAAAAGUUACCUAUCAGAUGUUUUAACUAUUUUCACCAAAAGACUGUUAUGUUGUAAAAUAACAUGUCUGGAGCUGGUGUGUGUGUAUGUACACAUAUAUAAAUGUUUAAUUCCGGAGUGCUUGAAUGAAUUGGGAAUGAUUUCUUUUGCUAAUUAGGACGUGUACAGUCGUAAACAAAGCAAACUAUAAAAAUACUGAGUAGUUUCCAGUGGGAUUGCAUGCGUUUUUUAACUUGUUUGCUGAAAUGCGUCAAAAAUUGCAAUGCCUGCAAUUCUUGGCAUAACUAAAGCACUCCUAGGGGCUUUGUCGUUGAAACGGUUAUCAAUAUUCCGAAAGACACCAAUAAGAUACUUGAAUUUUCCAUCUUUGUUACUUUUUUCUUCGUGAAGAUUUCACUUGUAAAGAUGACCACAUGACACCGCUAUGUCAGAUACAUCCAUAGUACCCUAUGUUUUUAUUAGGAAUGUUCAAGCCUGCUGUACAAGUCAGAAACAUCAUGGUACUGGAAUGAUUGUGUUUAUUAAAAAAAAAAAAAAAGCAGCCAUAAGCAGAACUUGCAGGACAAUAAGUUACAUGGAUCAUUUUCAUUUAUUUUUAUUUUUUGUAUGAACCCCCUAGUUUGCAGGCUGUUUUGAGUGAAUAAAACCAAUGAGGGUUUAUUUAUAUUCGAAAUAAAAAGAAAUAUGUUCUGGGAUGUUCAAGCUCUCUGUAUUAGGUGCCUGUGCAUUUUCAUAAUCG
Messenger RNA from Doryrhamphus excisus (bluestripe pipefish), 2164 nucleotides. RefSeq names its product ubiquitin conjugating enzyme E2 Wb (gene ube2wb). Lineage: Eukaryota; Metazoa; Chordata; Actinopteri; Syngnathiformes; Syngnathidae. The record is from RefSeq and is a predicted model, not a curated record.